Messenger RNA from Paramuricea clavata, 1483 nucleotides. The record is from the annotation of a GenBank genome assembly. NCBI's taxonomy places the organism in Eukaryota, Metazoa, Cnidaria, Anthozoa, Malacalcyonacea, Plexauridae.
AUGGAUAUGCAAACUGUUUUAGGCAAACACAAAGUGCUUGAACUGAGACAACGACCAAACACCAGUAAACUUCAGGUAAUUUCAAGGGAAAAGCCAAAUUGUAAAUAUAAUUUUUCUUGAAACGUGUUUCAACUUCACACCUGUCUUCUCUCAUAUCCUCCAGGCUAAAUCUUUCGUACUUCCAGUAUGGAAGACCAAGGUGUAAGUUACUGCAUUUGUUUUCUUCUAACAACAACACUAAUUCUUCAUCAUCAAUCGUAUUUUCAUCAUACAUCGAAAAAUUGUUCCGCCAUUUUAAAUCAAAAUAAAUGUGCGUCAUAGUCAGGUUGUGGUUGGGUCGUUAAAAUAUGUGAGAUAAGUACAACUUUCCGACCGCACUUGUUAACAUUUUUCUCUACUGUGUCUUUGUUUAGCACGUCAUCAAUCGUAGACUCGCUUAUAAUUCAUGAGGAAAACACAAAGAAAAAUCAUAAUAGAAUGUUUUUAGGGUUAGUAAUCCAAGUGAUUAGAUUAAUGUUCAAUACCCAUGCAAGAUGUCCAAUGGAAAAAUCAAAAGGCCAUCGGACAUUCCAUUUGUCAAAUGGAUCUCUAAUUGUCUACUGGAUUUUCGUGUAUCCAUUGAAUCCAGUAGACAAAUGGAAUAUCCAUUGGACAUUUGUUUUUUCAGUUGGUCAAUUGACAUAUCUUUGGAUGACGUAAUGACAAGCAUAUACAUGUCAUGUAGAUACUAGGUGACUGAGAUAGCCAAACAAAAGUGUCUAUUGGAUCCAUUGGAAUUUUGCUUGUCAAUUGGAUCCAAUGGACAGGUGGAAUUUCCAUUGGACAUUUGCUUUUUCAGUUGUUCAAUUAAUUUAACAUGUUUUAGAAUGAUGUGAUGACAUGCAUAUGGAUGUCAUGUAGAUAUUAGGCCACUAAGAUGGCCAAACGAAAGUUUCCAAUGGAUCUGGAAAUGUCCAUUGGUUAAAUGACCACGCAAACUGAAGCAGGUUUAGUAAAAAUCUUUAACCAGAGAACAUCUGAAAAAAGUUGUAGUCACCAUCAUUAGCAAUGCAGGCUAAUGUACCUUAUUCAAUUUGGGCCCUAGAGAAUACGAUACGAAAUUGUCUUUGUUUCCUGAAAUCAGUCAAUACAGACGCGGUCAGUCAAAACAUACAUUUCCUGUAAUGGCGGAAGUCCUCGCAUGCUGCUCAUCAGGAAUUUUUAGAAAAUCUGACUGCUCUUUCUCUAAUUUUUAGAGCUAUAAAGUCUAUAAAUGUUUUAGGACUUUAUUUUGUCUGUCCGUAGUGUUGCUGAUGGUGUAAUUCAUUUCGUGACUGGUGUUCGUGCUCAGAACUUCAUCCCUGAUCAUGCCAUUACUGCCAUGGAGCAGGAUGACGCUAUAAAUUUUGAAAAUAUUUCAACAUGCAUUGACAAUAUGAACUUUAUGUACCCAGAAAUAGUUUCUGGUGUCAAUUCAUUCACCAGUUUCAACGAAUUUGUGUGA